GAUUCUGUGAUUUUGUGCGUGCAUGGGUACGCGUAUGUUCUCCUUAUCGGUCUGCCAUUUUAUUUCUUGGAGUCUCAAAUAAAAUUGGGCUGUGUGUUUUGAAUAUUUGGAUUUGGAAUUUUCUUCAAAAAUGGAAGCUCACAGUAACUCUGAUACCACGAUCGUUAAGGCCGAAUCGUCAACAAAUGAUGGUUCUUCGCCUGCAGGAUCAGAGAGGCAAAACAAUUCUGGUCGCGAUCGUCAGGGUGGUAGCGGCGGCGAAAGAUUUGGACGCGGAGGAAGAUUUGGUGGACCCAGAGGCGGAAGUAGAGGAGGCGGAGGAGAUAGAGGAAAUUUUGAAAACAGGCGUGGCCGAGGUGGGUAUCAGGGAAGAGGCAUAAAGCAUGAGAACACUCAGGAUGGUCAAGAGGGUGAGGGUAUUCGAGAUGGAGACUACGGAAGAGGAGGUAGGGCUGAUAUGGGAGGUCGUGGACGUUUCGGUAUGAGAGGUCCUGAUGAUAAAUUAAUUGAACGAAUUCAGCAGCUGUCUGGUCCAACUUUCGAUUUACCUGUGAUUGAUAUGGCUGAGAAGAAAUUUAAUGGUAGAAAUCGGUUGUAUAUUGGGAAUAUUCCAUCUGAUGUAACGGAAGAUGAUAUUGUUGAACUCUUCAAACCUUACGGAGAAACCUCUGAACUAUUUCUGAACAAAGACAAAAACUUCGGUUUUGUAAAGUUGGACUACCACAGUAAUGCUGAAAAAGCUAAAAGAGAACUUGAUGGAUCAGUAUUGAAGAAUCGUAAUUUGAAAAUUAGGUUUGCACCAAAUUCCACCACAAUUAAAGUGAAGAAUCUCACACCUUUCGUCUCUAAUGAGCUUUUGCAUCAUGCAUUUUCUGUGUUCGGAGAGAUUGAAAAAGCAAUUGUCACUGUUGAUGAUAGAGGCAAACCUACUGGAGAAGCUAUUAUAGAUUUCUCACGUAAAGGUUCAGCUUUGCAUGCAAUCAGAAAAUGCUCCGAAGGCUGCUAUUUCCUAACUGGAUCCUUAAGACCAUGUGUUGUAGAAGCUCAUGAUGUCGUAGAUGAUAUUGACGGUUAUCCAGACAAGAACAUUCCUAAGAAGAAUAUAGAUUACCACAAAGAAAGAGAACAGGGUCCAAGAUUUGCGAAACCAGGUUCAUUUGAAAAUGAAUACGGUAUGAGAUGGAAGCAGUUGUAUGAUCUUUUUGCACAAAAACAAGAGAGCCUCAAAAAAGAACUGGAGUUGGAGAAAGAAAAAUUGGAGGCCCAAAUGGAAUAUGCUAAGUUUGAGCAUGAAACUGAGGUCUUGAGGGAACAACUCAGAGCACGUGAAAUGGACAAGGAUAGGCAAAAAAGAGAAUGGGAGAUGAAGCAACGACAAGUAGAAGAGGAGAGGCUUAGGACCGAAGUACACAUGAGACGCACACAGGAAGACAUGGCCUCACGUAUUCUACAACAGCAACAGGAGGAUAUGAGAAGACGUAAUCAGGAAACCAAUCUGUUUAUGCAAGCUCACAAUCUGAACUCAAUUCUAGACCAACAAGAACAAGCAUAUGAAGCUCCAACUGGUUAUAGCCAUAACAGCAAUGCGCCUACGGAAAUCAAAGAUGAGUUGGAUCAUGUGUAUGAGGGCUCUAUACCAUCAUUUACCACAGCUGAAUUCAAACGUGGCCGUAUGAUCUUGGGCGACGAUGCAUGUUCGGGACGUCUAAAAGCAACUACCGACGAUAACAUCGCCAAAGCUCACCAAAAUGUGCUAGACGACCGCCGAAUUAAAGGAGAACUGGUUCCAAAAAAAGCAAAAACUGUUUUUUCGGCUGGAAAAGUAAUGACCACCAUUACAGGAGCAUACUUCGCAUCAUUACUUGACAAGCCGAAGGCAGAAUUUGUGGAAAAAUGGCCACAUUCGCUGAAAAAGGAAAUCCUGUUUCACCAAGAUAACGCAUCGUCUCACACCUCAGAGGUUUCUUUGGCGAAAAUCCACGAAUUACGGUUGGAACUGCUUGGUCAUCCGCCUUUCUCACUAGAUCUAGCCCCAAGCGACUUCUUUCUGUUCACUCAUCUAAAAAUUGCGCUCGAAGAACAGAAAUUUUUGUCAAAUGACUAG
This is a messenger RNA of Leptinotarsa decemlineata (Colorado potato beetle), 2104 nucleotides long. Its product is annotated as hrp65 protein-like. NCBI's taxonomy places the organism in Eukaryota, Metazoa, Arthropoda, Insecta, Coleoptera, Chrysomelidae. The record is from RefSeq and is a predicted model, not a curated record.